Messenger RNA from Gamsiella multidivaricata, 420 nucleotides. Its product is annotated as high mobility group box domain-containing protein. The transcript is spliced from 2 exons. The record is from RefSeq and is a predicted model, not a curated record. Lineage: Eukaryota; Fungi; Mortierellomycota; Mortierellomycetes; Mortierellales; Mortierellaceae. The coding region runs from base 1 to 420 and encodes 139 amino acids.
AUGGGGCCUGUGAUAGGAGGAGGUAUUUCAAAGAAGAAGCUGAAGAAGCCUAUCGUUCCAGUUAUCAAGGAUAAAAACUGCCCUAAGAGGCCAAGGAACUCUUAUAUUUUUUUCACGCUCAUGAAGAGAGAUGAUAUCAAGAAGAAGCACCCCGAGUUCAAACCAACCGAGAUUACCAAGAUGCUUGGAGAGGAAUGGCAAAAGUUGUCAGAGGCCGAGAAGGAGUCGUACGGAUCAAUGGCAGAGAACGACAAGAAGAGAUACCAGUCUGAGAUGGAGUCGUAUGACGCCAACGGAGGAGCGAAUGCAGCAGCGCCGACGACUCCUGGAUCGGAAGGAGGACACCCUCUUAAUGGUGGUACUGGAAACGGCACCUCUGGACCUGGUGGCGACUUGGGUAAUGAGCCCUGGAGAGGCUAA